Messenger RNA from Cimex lectularius (bed bug), 5430 nucleotides. RefSeq names its product serine/threonine-protein kinase/endoribonuclease IRE1 (gene Ire1). The record is from RefSeq and is a predicted model, not a curated record. Gene Ontology annotation, cellular component: IRE1-TRAF2-ASK1 complex. The transcript has 14 exons. Gene Ontology annotation, molecular function: protein serine/threonine kinase activity; ATP binding; RNA endonuclease activity. Gene Ontology annotation, biological process: mRNA processing; IRE1-mediated unfolded protein response; intrinsic apoptotic signaling pathway in response to endoplasmic reticulum stress. NCBI's taxonomy places the organism in Eukaryota, Metazoa, Arthropoda, Insecta, Hemiptera, Cimicidae. The coding region runs from base 265 to 3012 and encodes 915 amino acids.
AGUUUGUACACGGGUAGCCGAACACCCAGUGUAAUGUCUUAUUUUUUAAAUUUUGGAGGGAUUAUGAAAGUGGUGUGGUCACACUGGUUGAAAACCGUGCAAGGAGGUUAUACAGAUAAUCGUCUCGGUCGUGUUGUCGUCUAUCAGAAUCCUCGGUGCCCGUUUUGUUUACUGGGAGCCGUUUGACUCCGCGGUCCGUUCGCCUGCGCCUCGAUUUGUACGGCGACUCAAUGGGAAAAAGCGAGGCGGACGCCUUCUAUAAAAAUGAGCCAGAUCGCGAAACGCACGGCAAUAUUGCUACUUCUCUGCUCCCUGGUCUCGGCCGAGGAAGACGUGGACAAGGUCUCGGAUAAGCGUGUGACCGUCAACGCGCCCGAUGACUUCGGCAUCCUGGUCGUUUCCACCCUGGACGGCUCGCUCAUCGCCGUCGACAAGACUAACGGCGAACACAUCUGGAAGUUCAAAAACGAUCCUGCAAUUAAAGUUUCUACUACUUCAAAGACAGAUAUACAGCCGGUCUUUUUGCCGGAUCCUAAAGAUGGGACUUUGUAUCUUUUGAACAAUGCUAAUCAGAGGUCUUUGAAGAAGCUUCCCUUCUCUAUCCAGCAACUUGUCACGUCCUCGCCCUGCAGGAGCAGUGAUGGCGUCUUUUACUCAGGGAGAAAAGUCGACACUUGGUUUUCUGUUGAUCUCCACUCGGGGAAAAAAUUGCCUCUCCUCGGUUUUGAGGAAUUUGAGAAGACGUGCCCGCUCCAGUCCCCGAGCAACACACUUUUUAUUGGGCGGACAGAAUAUAAUCUUCUUAUGUACGAUAGCAAAAAUAAUAAUAGAUACUGGAAUAUUACAUUCUCAAACUAUGCUUCAAGUUCAUUAUCAAACGAUCAACUGAAAAGCUAUGGUAGUAAGCAUUUUGCAAGUAUUUCCUCUGGUAGGUUGAAAACUGUCGACAGGAAAACCGGUGACCUAUUAUGGGAAAAAGAUUUCGGCUCUCCUAUCAUCGGACUGUAUGUGAGACGAGGGCAGGAUAUACUCACUAUUCCGUACCACUCGAUCGCUGAAUCGACACUAGAUUCUUCUCUGAACUACCUCCAAGACCAGCUAACAUCGACUCUGUACAUCGGGGAAGGCAGCCAUGGACUUUAUGCAUUGCCUUCACUUGCAGAUAGAAGCGUGCCUUUAAUCACCGACAUAUCAAAGCGACUUCUUAUCACAGGGCCUGAUUUACUUGAAGAAGAAAAUUCCAUCAUUCUAGGCCACUACCUCAUAUCAUCAGUGUCAAAAACGCAACUUUUAAUCACCGGAAGGUCAGAUUCGAUCAUCCAGCCAAAUGCUUCUCAUUUCAAUUUCACGAGGAAGACCAGCUACAAAAUGGAAAAAGAAGAGCUGAGCUGGAACUUCAGCCCUGAAAGCAAAAUAUUAGGGAUAAUAGUUGCGAUUCUUAUCAUAUUCGUGUUAGCCAUGUUUGUCUACAUAAUGGCGCAAGUGAGGGACAUAAAGCAGUCGUCACACGGCAGUUCGCAAGGCGUCAAUUCACAGGGUGCUGUGCUGAACCAGCAAAAGGGUAUUGUUGCCGUCGGGAAGAUUUCAUUCGACACACAGCAAAUACUGGGCAAAGGGUGCGAGGGUACUUUCGUCUUCAAAGGCACCUUCGACGGCAGGAGUGUUGCAGUCAAAAGACUCCUUCCUGAAUGUUUUACAGUCGCCGACAGGGAAGUGCAGCUCCUUAGGGAAUCGGAUGCCCAUCCUCAUGUUAUUAGAUAUUUUUCAAUGGAGGAAGACUCACAGUUCAGAUACAUAGCGUUAGAAUUGUGUUCUGCAACCUUACAGGAUUUUGUUGAAAAAGGAAUACAUAAAGACGACCUCGAUGUAGUUGAGGCUCUAAGACAAGCAAUUUCUGGACUGGAGCACCUCCAUUCCUUAAAUAUUGUACAUAGGGAUAUCAAACCUCACAACAUCCUCCUUGCAACUGUCCCAGGCACCUUGGCCAUUAAGGUCAUGAUAUCUGACUUUGGAUUGUGCAAAAAAUUGCAAAAUGGCAGAGUCUCUUUUAGUAAACGCUCUGGGAUCACAGGCACAGAAGGAUGGAUUGCUCCAGAAAUGAUUGAUUCAAAUGGACGAGUGAUGUGUGCAGUCGAUAUAUUUUCAAUGGGCUGCGUCUUUUAUUAUUCUUUAUUAAAUGGAAAACAUCCAUUUGGAGAGCCAAUUAGAAGGCAGAGCAAUAUCCUCAAUGGAGAGCACAAAAUAUCAUCUUUGGAAGAUGAACUUUGGAAGUCUCUCAUCGUCAAGAUGAUAAGCCACAACCCUUUUGAAAGGCCUAGCGCGAUGACUGUAAGAAAGCAUCCUGUCUUCUGGGAAAAAUCCACCAUUUUGUCCUUUCUGCAGGAUGUGAGUGACAGGGUAGAAAAGGAAGAUUCGGAGAGCAAGGCUCUUCUAAGUUUAGAAACCGGAGGAAUUGAAGUAUGCCAAGGAGACUGGAAAGAGCUUAUAGACUUUGAUGUGCUGCAAGACCUGGGAAAAUACAGAUCGUACAGAGGAGACAGCGUUAGGGAUUUAUUGAGAGCCUUCAGAAAUAAGAAACAUCAUUACCGGGAAUUAUCUGAAAAGGCGCAGGCAUUGUUGGGCACUACAGCAGAGAGCUACGUUAAUUAUUGGCUACAAAGAUUUCCACUUCUCCUCUAUCACAGCUGGUCAUCGAUGCAGUUCCUACGUACAGAACCAGGGCUGACGCACUACUACGACCCUUGUUUCUCCUUCCCUUGCAACAAGUCGCUCGAAGUGCCGCAGUGGUUCUACGAGCUUCCAUCGAAGCAUCAGGCGCAACAGAAAAAGGCGUCACCGCAAAAAGUCUUCAAGAGGCGGGUCAAGCCUGAAGCAAAGGUGAAAGAAAAAGACGAGGUUAGAACGCCGGAAAAGGAAGCCUGGCUUAAAGCAGGAAAGGAAAACGGCGCAUGGCGCCCUGGUAUAAACAGGCGGAAAGAGGUAAGUAAAAACUCAAUUGAAGCCGCUAUGUAAAACAAAUUUGAACAUAGUUCACUGCCUCUUAACUGUCUCCUUUAUAUAUUAUUAUUAUUAUUAUAUUAUUCACUUGAAACUAUUUUUAUUAUUAUUAUUAUUUUUAACAAAGACUGUGAUAUUAAAGACUUAAAUUUUAUUCCACAGAAGUGGGUAAAGAAAAAAUUUAGAGAAAACAGGCCUCCCAUGGUUUUGUUAGUUUCUUCAUUUGUACAUUUUAUUUGACUCAUGAUCAGAGAUUUUUUCUCCUUUAAUUCUACAUUUAUGUAUCUUAAAGAAAAUCAAUUAAUUAAAACAAGAAUUUUAAGCGACGGGUGCUUAGCAAUUGGUGAAAAAUAAGCACGGAUUUUAAUUGUACUACAAACUCAUAAUCAAUCAGCUUGACAUAUUUGGAAAUACUGUACCUGGUUAAUUAAUUAUUAUUAUUUAGAGCUGAUAAAAAUCCAGUUACCGUUAAUUUAGUCAUAAUGAUUUUGAAGAAAUUUUCAUCGUGUCUGUUCUAGUUUUGUAAUGUAGUGCGAUUAUGUAUAACUAUUUCUUGAAAUUAAAUAUUUUCCUCUUAUCAUAAAUACAGUUGAUAUUUAUAGUUAUUUUUUUAUUAUAUUUAUAAUUAAUUAUAUAGAAAAAUGAAUUCUGGUGAAGCAUUUUUCACUGACAUGCAGUACUUUGUACAAUCAGUAAUGAUGAUUGAUAUCUUGAAAACAUUUUUAACCUUGGUGUCACAAUUAAUAAUCAGAUUGUUGCAUUGCAUUGUGAUACACUUUGCUCUAAAACAUUUUUUUUCUUCUAAAUAUUACAAUGCAUGGAAAUUAAUUUUGGUUUAGAGCUUACAUUUUCUAGAUAUAAAAAAUAAAUAUAACCAAUUGAGCGAGAUAAUAUGAUUAAUGAUAUCUUACAUCAGUGUUUACAGACGCUAGAAGUUUAAUUAUAGCAUGUAUAAAUAAAUUAACUUUAAUUACAAUAGUAAAAAAGGGUAGUUUUUGCAAUAUUUUGAUGUAUGGGUGUGCGUGUUUGCACACGGCGAUGAUGAAAUGUAUAAAAUAUCUAAUAAAAAGUCAGCAACUGUAUUUCCACAAAUGUUUUUGGUACAAACUAAAGCCUGGAUUAUUAAGGCUUCCCAUUCCAAAAACAUAUGGUUGUUCGAUCAUGACAUUUAUGAUAAUGUCAAUGGAAAAAGACACUAACUAAACUGCAAAAAAAAAAUUCAAAUUGCACUAGUCCAUCCCCACCAAAAACAAAAACAAAAAAAACAGUAGGGCUAAAUCUAAAUAUGAUAUAUAAACUACAUUAGAACUAAUAUAUAAAUUAAACUUAUACUAUAUAUUCUAGUAUACAAUCUUCUUUCUCUCGACACUCAACAUUUUUUUUUGUUUUAUUGUUAGAUAUUUAAACAUAAAGAUUAAUUAUUGACUUAUGACAGGGUGAAUAUUAACCUGAAAAAUGUAUAUAUAUUUUUUAAAUCACUGUUUUGCAUAACUUGUCAAGUGCAUUCGCUUUUUGAUGUUUUAUUUACACCCUUUCCAAACUGAGUUAUGGUAUUCUAUGUUUUACGGUGCUUUUAUUUUACUGUUUUGCAUUUUGUCAUUUUUACUUUAAACUUGCUUUAUCUUCCAUUUACUUAUCUUAAGAACAUUAUUGUUAAAAAAAAUAAAUGGGUAAAAGAUAAGUUUGAUUUUUUUAAAUUAUAAUAAAAGUAAUUUCUAGUUAAGAGACAGUUGAACUUAUUUUUACAAGUGUGCAUCACUGGUGUUGGUGAAUUAGAGUGUUUUAAAUCAUUGCUUAAUUGCAAAUGAAAAUGUAUAAAGUUUAUUAACUAGUGUAGUAUCCUAUUUUCUUUAAUCUUAAGUCUUCAGUAUCGAUUUUGAAAAGAAAAAAAAGAAAAAUUGAAUUGAAAAUGUAUGAUUAUGAAGAAUAACCCUUAUUAUUGUUGACAAUAUUCUCCCACCUCUUUAGUAUUACCAUGAUAUUCCAAAAUUUGUUGAAACAGAUUUUUUGUUUGAGUUUUUUCCCCUGUGCUUUCCCUAGAGAGAAAAUAUCUGGCUGUGAUAAUUUAACUAAAUUGUUUCAUUUAGUUCAAACAGGGGGCGUGAAUGCGCAAAGCAUUCAUUAUUACGGGUGCUCUAAAACAGUUGGUACUCGAAUGUUUAAUCUUUAAGUACUGUUUUAAAAACCAGACACAAUUUGUAAUGAAAUACACCAAUUUUUCUCGGUAGCUUUGUACCGCCGCUACUAGGGUAGUUGAAUUAAGAAUUGUCGACAUUACAAAAUUUGGGAUUGUUCAAAAAUCACUUAGGAGAAAUUUGUACAGUCGAAACGAAUGUAACUUGUAAAUAAUUGUGAUGGACGCAUAUUUUUGUAUAUUGUUUGUAAAUCGACAGUUUUAAAUUAUAUGGAUUAAUAAAAUAUGUAUUUGAUGUA